AACUUUCAAAUUUCGAAUUGAGUCAGCCUACUUUUAGUUCACGAUUUACUCAAGACAGACAAAUAAUACAAGUUAAUGCAUUAGGUAACAUGAAUAACAUGGAUAUAAAUUCUAAAGAAUUUAUUAAUGUAGUUAACAUGACAAACAGUCAAGAAAAUGCUGAAAUCGUUCGUGAUAUACCUCUAGAUCAAUAUCAAUUAAAUUUAUUCAGAUCUCGACACAGAAAGAUUCGAAAAGAUAGUAUCAUUGGUGUGAACUAA
This is a messenger RNA of Racocetra persica, 260 nucleotides long. The record is from the annotation of a GenBank genome assembly. NCBI's taxonomy places the organism in Eukaryota, Fungi, Glomeromycota, Glomeromycetes, Diversisporales, Gigasporaceae.